This is a messenger RNA of Haliotis rubra (blacklip abalone), 2026 nucleotides long. Its product is annotated as UDP-glucuronosyltransferase 1A1-like. The record is from RefSeq and is a predicted model, not a curated record. NCBI's taxonomy places the organism in Eukaryota, Metazoa, Mollusca, Gastropoda, Lepetellida, Haliotidae. Gene Ontology annotation, molecular function: UDP-glycosyltransferase activity. Bases 334 to 1824 code for a protein of 496 amino acids. The transcript is spliced from 2 exons.
ACUGCCAAGGUUUAACCCUGGUAUUUCUGAUAUGUUACAGUUCGGUUUUAGAAAAGAACACGGAGCUUUCAUGUGCGUAAAUACUGAUUGAAAGCAUGUAUGUAUACACCCAGUCAUUGACACACUGAGAGUCCCCCUAAAGCAUUCUUCACACAGGGAUCUACAAUCCAGGUCUCGAGUAUAGAUACCAACCCGACCAGUACGUUGAAUGCGAGCAUGAAUUACCACAGGUCACGUGACCGUUAGUGUACACACGCUGGGGGUCAUGACCUUUGGACAGAAUUGUGGGUAGCUGGCCAGUGUGACAAGAUUCGUUCUACUUCCACAUCCGGUAUGACGUCAUCAUAUGUUUGGCUGCUGCUUUGUCUUCCCGGACUCGAGGCCGCCAAGAUUCUGUUGUUCAUGUUUCCAUCAUACAGCCACAUCAAUGGACCUCUGGUGGUUGCCAGGGAUUUGGCGGAGCGUGGUCACAUGGUAUGGAAUGCUCUCCCAUCAAAACUGACCAAGCGCACAGAUCUCCAGGCGCCCGGAGUCAGCACCUUACAUUACAAGUCACUGGACAACUACAACAUUGACGAGGAGCUGCAAAGAUAUACCGAAUCUAAAGACAUGUCCAUUAUUUUCGAUGCAAGUAAGAAAACAUGUGACUUGAUACUAAGGGACCAUCAGCUUUUAGGAAAUCUUAGAGAAAUGAAGUUUGAUUUGAUCAUAUUUGAUUCUACGCCUUUGCCGAGGAUGUUAACCAUCUUAGCUUAUAAGUUAGAUGUACCUUUCGUAUUUCUUGGAGCAGUGUCCGAUCCUCAGUCCAGUCGUACACCUUUCAACCCCUCAAGCACACCGUUUCCCAUCUUCCCAUGGACUCCGGACAUGAACUUCCGGGUAAGAUUUCUCAAUGUAAUAUUUAUGCUGGGUUGGCAUAUCUAUAACCCUUUCACCUAUUUUGGAGCUGUGGCUACCUACGCACCAGAGAAGCCCGAUAUUACCAUGGAGUCACUUGUUGCUAAGGGUUCCCUCUGGCUGAUUUCACAGGAGCCAUUGGCUGAUUACCCAAGAGCCACGUUGCCCAAUGUGAAGCUCGUCGGAUCUCUGUCAGCAAGCAAGGUAAAUCCUCUUCCAGAGAAAUACAAGAAAUUCAUGGAUGAAGCCAAGGACGGUGUAGUCAUCGUCUCCUUUGGAAGCAACAUUAACCAUUUUCCUAAUGGUGUCGCCAAACAACUUGUCGACGCAUUUUCACGUACCCAAUACAGGUUCGUUUUCAAGACUGGUGAGACUGUCAGUGUAGGACCGAAUGUUCUCUUAACAGACUGGAUGCCACAGUCGGAUUUACUCGCUCACCCAAACACUAAACUGUUCAUCACACAUUGUGGAGCCAGUGGUCAAAGCGAGGCUUUCUUGCAUGGAGUUCCGAUGAUUGGAUUCCCGAUGUUUGCUGAGCAGCCUUCAAAUGCAAGGAAGUUGGAAUACCUUGGAUUUGGCAUCGCGAUGAAUUUGGCAUCUUUUACUGUGGAUGACCUGGUAUCCAACAUCAAUGAGGUGAUCCAGAAUUCUUCCUACUCACAGAAAAUCAAGAAAGCUGCCGAAAUCACCAAGCUCCGGGAAAGAAGCCCCAAAGAUGAAGCUGUUUAUUGGAUAGAACAUGUGCUCAAAUAUGGCGGCGCCCAUCUGAGGUCGUAUUGUCAGGACAUGCCGUUGUAUCAGUAUUUGUGUCUGGACGUCAUCGGGCUUGUCCUGCUCAUCCUCCAUGUGUGUGUUUUCCUCCUAUGGAAGUCGUGCAGCUAUUGCUUGAGGAAAGCCUGUAAUCGGCCAAAACAAAAACGUGAAUAAUUUGAAUUAAAUUUGAAUGAUUUACUUAGCACUUGCUUUAUUAUAUACACCAACUGUAAAAUGUGUUUUAGAAAAAGCCGGACACAAAUGAAUGUAGUUUUAACUGGUUCUCUCCUGAUUCUGUUACGAAACAAGAAAUUAGUCAAGACAAAACAUGUCUGUGUAGAUCACGUACUGAUCUAUUAAAAAAGUUCUGUCGUCA